Molecule: messenger RNA, 3026 nt
Organism: Herpailurus yagouaroundi (jaguarundi)
Lineage: Eukaryota; Metazoa; Chordata; Mammalia; Carnivora; Felidae
Product: protein ADP-ribosylarginine hydrolase
Exons: 15
Coding region: 410-2584 (724 amino acids)
Biological process (GO): lipid catabolic process; protein de-ADP-ribosylation
Molecular function (GO): ADP-ribosylarginine-[protein] hydrolase activity; glycerophospholipid phospholipase A1 activity; magnesium ion binding
Source: RefSeq, a predicted model, not a curated record
GAUGCAGCCAGGCCCUCCGCGCACCCUGAACUCUCGGCGCUCGGCCCCUCCCUGGUCCCGCGCGCGUUUCAGUACUCGGCGAUCAGGUACUCCUCCCCGCCGUCCUCCAGCACCUCAGCCGGCGCCCUCCUCCUGGCAGUGCCCGGGCCUGCCUGCCCUGGGUCCUCCAACUCGUCCUCGGGGACGAGGACCCGCAAGUCCAGCCCAGCGUUCCAAGAGCGCUCGCCUUUCCGGCGGUGAGCAGGUGCCCACCCCGCCCCCCUGCCUGGGCGUUUCCCACCCUCCUCCCCACCAAAGUGCUUGCCAGCCUGCAUUCCCUGGCCCACAGCAGUGCAACUGAAAGGGGACUCCUGGAAGUCCUAGGACUUGAACAUAACCCUGAGUAAAAGGUUUUAGACACCACCUCAUCAUGUGUGAGGGACUGAUGGAGAGGUAUGUGGCUGCCAUGGUGCUGAGCGCAGCUGGAGAUGCCUUAGGGUACUUCAAUGGGAAGUGGGAGUUUCUUCGGGAUGGAGAAAAGAUUCACCAGCAGCUGGCCCAGCUUGGUGGGUUAGACACCAUAGAUGUGGAGAGGUGGAGAGUCAGCGAUGACACAGUAAUGCACCUGGCCACAGCAGAAGCUCUUGUGGAAGCUGGGAAAAUCUUGGAUUUGGCUCACCUGUAUUCCCUGCUUGCUAAGCAUUACCAAGACUGCAUGGGAGACAUGGAUGGCCGAGCACCAGGGGGUGCGUCAGUGCAGAAUGCCAUGCUACUGGAGCCAGACAAGGCCAAUGGCUGGAGGAUUCCCUUUAACAAGCACGAGGGCGGCUGUGGGGCUGCCAUGCGUGCUAUGUGCAUCGGUCUCCGGUUCCCCCACCACGGACAGCUGGACACGCUGAUCCAGGUGAGCAUCGAGAGUGGCAGAAUGACCCAUCACCACCCUACAGGCUACCUGGGAGCUCUUGUUUCUGCUCUUUUUACAGCCUAUGCUGUGAACAACAAGCCUCCCAGGCAGUGGGGAAAAGAAAUGAUGGAGGUGCUACCAGAAGCUAAAAAGUACAUUAUCCAAUCAGGCUACUUUUUGGAGAAGAAUCUUCAACACUGGGGUCGGCUUCACUCCAGCUCUGAGACCUCCAGCUCAGCAAUGCCCCCAGGCCUAGGGGACAGAAGCUUCUGUUCGUGGGGACUCCUUUUGUGGCUCAGCAUUGGAAGUGCAGGAGACGCACCUCCUAUCCCACAGACAAAGUGCACUGACUUCCAGAAUGCUAAUCUUCUCCAAGGCACCAAUCUCAAAGUCCAGUUUCUCCUCUUCACCCCUUUGGAUCCUAGCUGUGGUCAGCUAGUGCAGGAAAGUAGUGACAUCCAAAAGUCUGGGUUCAAUGCCUCUCUGGGAACUAAACUAAUCAUCCAUGGAUUCAGGGCUUUAGGUACAAAGCCUUCUUGGAUUGAUAAAUUCAUCGGUGCCCUUCUUCAAGCAGCAAAUGCUAAUGUGAUUGCUGUGGACUGGGUUUAUGGCUCUACGGGUAUCUACUUCUCAGCCGUGCAGAAUGUGGUUAAGCUGGGCCUAGAGAUCUCCCGUUUCCUCAAGAAACUACUGGUAUUGGGUGUGUCGAAGUCCUCAAUCCACAUCAUUGGUGUUAGCCUGGGAGCCCACGUUGGGGGCGUGGUGGGAUAUUUCUACGAAGGCCAGUUAGGACGGAUCACAGGCCUGGACCCCGCUGGACCAGAGUACACCAGAGCCAGCCUGGAGGAGCGCCUGGACCCUGGAGAUGCCCUCUUUGUGGAGGCCAUCCACACAGACACUGACAAUGCGGGUAUUCGGAUUCCUGUUGGACACGUGGACUACUUCGUCAAUGGAGGCCAAGACCAACCUGGCUGUCCCACCUUCAUUCAUGCAGGUUACAGUUACCUGAUCUGUGAUCACAUGAGGGCCGUGUACCUCUACAUCAGUGCCCUGGAGAAUUCCUGUCCAUUGAUGGCCUUUCCCUGUGCCAACUACAAGGCCUUUCUUGCUGGAAAAUGUCUGGAUUGUUUUAACCCCUUUCUGCUUUCCUGCCCAAGGAUUGGGCUGAUGGAACAAAGUGGUGUUAAGAUACAGCCGCUUCCCAAGGAAGUGAAAGUGUACCUCCGGACCACUUCCAUGGCUCCGUACUGUGUGCAUCACAGCCUCGUGGAGUUUUACUUGCAGGAGCCAAGAAAGAAGGAUACCUGUAUCUCCAUCACCUUCCUUAGCAGCAAUGUUACUUCCUCGGUCGAGAUCACCAUACCUAGACAGCAACUCCAGGGGAGAGGAAUCAUAGCUCACACCAACGCACAGUGCCAGAUAAACCAAGUGAAAUUCAAGUUUCAUUCUUCCAACCUAGUUUGGAAAAAAGACCGGACUACCAUUGCUGGAAAGUUCUGCACUGCUCCUUUGCCAGUCAAUGACAAUUACCAGCCCCUGCAACUUCACAACUCCAAGUGCUCACCCAGCCCUCCUGGUUUGGACUUGAAACUCAGUCCACCCCAAAGUCAAGAUCGUUCCUUUUUCACUCUCAACCCAUGGUUCACUUCAGAAGCUGCCCUUUGCUAUACUUCUUCUAUGGAGAGCACGGGGAAAUGGUAAAACUAAAGACAAGCUAUCACAAAACCAGAAUGUUCACUCAUUCAUUCAUUCAUUCACUCAUUCAGCAAACCUUUAGUGUAAGCCUGCUAUGUCCAGGCACUAUUCUGAUGGCAAUCCUCUUAAUAAUAACUACAAUGUAUUGAAUGCUUACUGUGUGACAGGCAUGGUUUUAUGUUUCAUUAAAUUCUCACAGCAACAUGAGAUAGGUUCUUCUUUUGUUAUUGCCAUUUUACAUAUGAGCAAGCUGAGGUACAGAGCAGUUAUGUAACUAGACCAUGAAUGUGGCAGUGCUAAAAUUCGAAUCCAAGUGGUCAACUCCAGAGCUCUGUUUUCUUAACCCUACACUAUGUUCAUAAGGCAUCCUAACCCAAUGUCUACUUAUGUUAUCCCCAUAUCCUUGUUUUUUAAACUUAAUUUAAUAAAAAUUUGCCAGCAAUGGCAA